Molecule: messenger RNA, 19124 nt
Organism: Porites lobata
Lineage: Eukaryota; Metazoa; Cnidaria; Anthozoa; Scleractinia; Poritidae
Source: the annotation of a GenBank genome assembly
AUGGCGGACGACGUUAUAGAAGAACUGCAAGAGAGUUUAUUACAGUUUGUAAGUCUACCUUGGGAAUAUUUUUACUGGAAAAAAUUAACUUUUUCUGACUUAUUCUACUUUUGUAGCGUGUGGAAGAUCCUAAUACUCACCUCAUCCUGGUAGCUACUCAAAAAUGUAUCGAUAGUGGCAAGCUGAAUAAACUUGCUGACGUUUUAACUUGCCCGGAUAAUAAGGUUUGUUUGAUUAUUUUUCUGAAAUUGUGCUAAUGUCACACUUGUAUAGUUAGUCUGCACCGAUCAGUGCCUAGAGGUAAGAACCGUUUUUUUACGGUGACAACUUUUGCGAGAAAUUGUUGUCAGAUUUCGAGACCAUUGGUGUCAGUAGAGGAUAUUACAAUAAAUGUAAAGUAAACUUCUUCCGUUAACCUUUACAUUGCAGGAUACUUUGGAAUUUGUUGGAUGGGAACUUAUUGGGGUAAUUUGUCAAGCCUUUGUUUAUGGAACUGAUGUUAGCGUCUUAGAAGAAUGUAGGAAGAUUCUUGAAGUCAUUGCUCUGGUAAGUUAGACAUUGGAGGCACAGUGACGUGUAUGGUGUCAUUUCCCCUGUAAGUUGAUUCAUCAGACAGCAGUUUGACUUGACUAACAUCACUUUACCCAAUAAGUAUAAAAUAGGCUCAUCCUUGUUGUAAAAACCCGUGAAACUCAUGAGUGACGCAAAAGAAUGAAUACAAAGAUGCCACUGAGAAGUCAACACAAUAGUAUACCUGCCAACUCUCACGCCUUAGGCGUGAGUCUCACGCCUGUGGGUUGAAAACUUCGAUCUCAUCUCACGCAGGCUCACGCCUGCGCGCCAAUUUCUCACGCCUGAUUGAAAGAUGUGAGUUGUUGCCGUCUUGCUUGACACAAUUUCCAAAAUAUGUUAACUCAGACCCAUGUAAGGAACAAAAACCAUGUGUAAAAUGAAUAAAUGACAAUACCUUCCUCACGAUCUCUGAUUUUUGAAGUGAAAAGCACUGGGAGCGAGCUCGCCUUCGGCAGACUUCGGACGUCUUCGGAAGACUUCGGACGUCUACGGACUUCUUCGGAAGACUUCAGACUUCUUCCGGAAUCUUCGGAAAUGAUCUUGUUGUCUUCAAAAAUCCCAGCACUCCCAGGAUAAAAAUCUCACGCUUAUAUCUCAGAAAAAGUUGGCAGGUAUACAAUAGAGCUAAGGAAAUUAAUAGCUAGAAAACAAAUAAAAACUUCACCGGUUUUUGCACCGAGGUAAACCUAUAAAAUAAGUAUUUGUUAUUCCAUGAGCAAGCAUAAAAGUAACUUCUAAGCCAUGUUGUUCAGUAGCUUUUUUCGGUGAAAACUUAAUAAAAAAUAAUUCAACAAUCAAUGUAGCUGAGGUAGCUAGGGUAGACAUCAGUUCUGUCUCACAUCUAACAGUCUUAAGACUGUUCAAAUUGCUGGACUUUAAUUGUAUUGCAACAAUGGAAUGUGGGGGGUGUUCACAUGGGCACCGGGGUGACAUUCGUGCCAGUACAAGUCCAAUCUGGUUCCCUUUCAUGGCUCUGUAUUUUGUUUUCAUGAUACCACCACAAAGUGUCAUGCCAGCACAAGUCACACCGGCAUGAGUUCACCCCGGUUGUUUGGAGCGAGAAUCUCACUCCGGUUAGAAAUUUUGCAAUGGUAUCAUGUAAUUUUGAAAUGACCACUCGUUUUGGUGUGAAAUUGGUCUGCUGGUUGACUGGAAUGUGUGGUUCCAAACGUUAUCCAUAACUUCCCCACGGAAGGAAUUCCAGUCAAGCUUCAUAUAUUUACUUAAAUUUUUGGGCCUUUGAGAACCCCCACCCCCAAGGAAUUUCCAAUCCCUUCCGUGGGGGGAGUAUGGAUAUUUUCUGGAACUUCACAAUGGGUAGCGCAUGCGUAAUUUUUGUCAAUCCAAGAUGGUGUCGUCAUGUUUGUCAUGGAACAACAGAAAAACAUGCAAACAUGUUAAUGCGAUACAAAAUCAAGAAGUCACCCCAUUAUGAAACUCAUGCCUUUAUGAGUUAUUUCAUGUAAACUUCCCCUUAAAUAUGUCUCAGAUAUGUUUGUUUAUCGUGUUGUAUUAUCUGUCAUCAGCAAGUCAGCUUAAGUCCAGGUGCAAUUUUGUCAGCUAGGGGAACCGACUGUCAGGUUUAAUUACAGCUAUGCCCUUGAUAUUUUUAUCACUUCCCUGUCUGUUUUGUAAAAUAAUGACAGCCCAGAAAUAGUUGUACCUCAGGGGUAUUUGCAACUCAAAGAAGCCAGUUUAGGCAAGGAUACCAAAGGUGAUUAUGUUAUUUAGUUUCAUCCUUAACCCAUUCGCUCCUGGAGAUUUUGCCGAAAAACGCGUUUUGAAGCUAGUCAAGUGGUUUUCUGGUCACUGUCGUGCUAUAAAGAGCUAAAACUUGCCACAAACCGGUUUACAGGUCGUACACUUGGCGGCCUUCUGAUCCAGAUGCAAAAUAUCAGCUUACGAAGUUCGGGCAUGCGCAGAAAGCAAAAUUUCGACAUAGUUUUUGGGUUUAAAAGUGACACAGCAGUCUUGACUUUUACUUUUCGCUUUCUCUCCUCCCUUCUUUUUUCGCUUUUCUUGCCUGAUUUUUUUUUUCUCUUGCUGGGCAUUUAGUAGGCUUCAUUUUGGUGGGAAGAGUUUUUAGGAAAGCUUUUAGGAUCUUAGGAUUAGGUGAAAGGAAAGGUAGGUGGGUAAUGGAACAAGAUUUUCAUGGAGAUUUUCAGGUCCUUGUCACGUGGUUUUUUGCUUCUUUCUCCGGUGUCCUUGACUGAAUUGUGCUCAUUCUUGUAUGGUUUGGAAGAUCUCUUCACCCUGCACAAGUUAGUGAAGAAAGUUGUCCUUGACCGUUAAAACUGAUGACGUCACAAAGGGUAGAAAGGACCUGGAUCCGCACGGGCGGUUACGGGCGGUUCAGGGGCGAAUGGGUUAACUGAAAAUGGAAACUGCUAAUCAUUUGUAAUUUAUUAUGUUCAACCUUUCAGACAUGUAGUGCAAAGGAGGUCUGCAUUGGAGUGCUGGAACAACUAGACAGAGAUACAACUUUCAGUUUGGAACGGUUUGUUGUUUUGUUGGACAUGCUCAAAAUGGGUAUGUUAGUCUUAAUAAUAAUCAAGGGAUUUUGGUAGAUGGUUACUGAAAGUUAUAAAAAAAUGCAUUUUAAUUCAUCGUUAGGUGCUGACAUUACUGUUGUCAUUAUCAUCAUCAUCAUCAUCAUCAUCAUCAUCAACAUUAUCAUCUGAUCAUCAUCAUAAUCAUCAUCAUGAAUUGAAUCAUCAUCAUCAUCUGAUCAUCAUCAUCAAUGACAUCAUCAUCAUGAUUAUGGUCACUGUUAUAUGCAUUAUCACAGUGUCCUAAUACUUAAAUUUACUGUCAUUGCCAAUGUCAUUAUCAUCAGAAGUUCAGAAUCUCUUUGUAUUACCAUUCUAAUAAUCUUAGCUGUACACUGUACUUGUCUGAAAAGAACCCAAAGUUCUUUCUGUGAUGUCUCUAAGUUUUUUGUUGCAGCGAUUGCCAGACCACAAAUAGAAAGAUAUAUGUACUGUGGAACCUCCAUAAAAGGAACUUAUAUGUAACAUUAGUCCUCGGCAUAAAGAAUUAUAUUCUUUUUGCUCUGUAAAUAAGCAAAAGAAUUUGAAAGAAACUUUUAUAUAAUGAAUCCUCAUAACACAUUUUGCCAGUCCCUUGGCUAUUUGUUGUAUUGAGGUUCAACUGCAUUGUUUGCUGUUUAACUGACAAUAUUCUUCCCUGUCUGAUGUAGCCUUCUGUUAUGCCUCCUUCCCUUUGUUAAUGAAUUGUUUAAAUAAAUCAGUGGGAUAAUUUUGCUUUUAUGGUGGUUCAUUUCGUCAAGUUAGUUUAAAGGAGCUGUGUCAAGAAAUUCAGCCAAAUUAGGAAAAUUACAAAAUGCCCGUUAAAUCAAGAGAAACAUAAAAUUAACUGCUUAAAACUUUAAAGGAAGGUUAAAAUAACAUAACAGAAACAACAGAUGCCACGGAUGGGCAAAACUGGAGAAGAUUGAAACAGAUUGAAAUUAGGGUUUUUGAAAACUGUGAACUCAGCCUAACAGUUUUUCAAAGUUGAUCCCUGCUGCUUGCAACUUCAAAAAUAAUGCUCAGGAGACAUAUUUGUUUGUCUCAGAUCUCUGGUUGUGUCAUUUACCUGUAAUUUCUUUACUUACUUUAAGUUCCAUAGCGAGUCGAUUGAGGGCAAAUAAUUGGCAAAAUUAAACAAAAUGAACUGGACUGCCAUGACACAGCCCCUUUAAUUUUUCGAGCUAAAUAAGAAGGGGGGAUUUUCAUGAAUGCAUGCACAUCAUGAGUAAAAUUGAAAUUCUUGGAAGAAAAAGCAAAAAUGAAACAACAACAACAGAAACACAAGGCUUCUUUUUUUCACUUUAACAGCAGUCAAUAGAAUGAAAGAGAAGAAGUUGAAAUGUCUUAGUAUGGUGUUGCCAUGUGUCUUGCAAAACAUCAGAAACAUUAAAAUAUCAGAUGAAGUAAUAGAAAAGAGCUCAAAUGAGGACACAGAUGAAAAGGGCCAAGUAAUGCUGCAUUCCAUGAAAAGUGUACUGGAGUUUCUCAGGCCACUUGUACAAGAAGUCAAUGUAGAGUUCUCCUGUUCUAGCAAGGUGAGUACAUGGAUAUAAUGAAUAAUAUGCUUAACAAAAUUAAUGUAAAGUAUGCAAUGUUGUGGUAUUUGGUUUGUAGUGGUUUUAGCUCAUAGUUGUCUCAUAUGUUAAAGUUCAAAGUUGAUUUUAGGUUACCGGUACUUGAUUUAUACUUAAAUUGAUUCUCAUUUUUCUUUGUCUUUUAGUGCUAAGAGACAAAGGGAAAUUGAGAUUAAACUGAGGUUAAAUCAAAAUUAACCUGCAAUCAAAUUUGACCUGUGAUGCGUACAUUUUAAUGGAAAGGAAAUUGCAAUGAGUAAUGAUGCAAUCAAGCCUCAGGGAACCCAAGCAGUUCGAGCAUGUGAAUUCAAAAUAGAUUGAAUUGUUUCUAUUGUCAGUACAUGUAGGUCACACUAGGGAAGGCAAAUGGUCAUAGCUUAAUUGCCUUAUGAGGAUUGAUUGCAUAAUUUCUUGACAAUUGAUUUUUUUGAUCAGUGGGUUAAAAAAAUCUUUCCAGGCUGUGAUUUACGUACAAUGUAUCUUUAUUCAUUUGUUGAAAACAGAAAAAAAUUGAUCAACUGUGGUCAGUCUACUAAAUGAGUCAAUUUGUGAGUUACCUUGCAAUAAUAAUAUUCUUACCUCCAAAUUUAAGUCUAGGAUAAGAAAACAGUUGGACACUUGUGCCUACCUUACAUUUGCAUUAACUGAAUUAGUUUAAAGUGGUAGACAGGGCAUUGAAUCUCAAGUUGAUCAAACAUUUCUGUUUGUCAGCAAGAUAACAAAAAGUUAACAAGCUAAUUGUACAUGCACUUAAUUUUUUAUGGAUUAUUUGCAUUAGAGUAAAUGCGAAUCAAUUUUUGAACAUAUCCGACUACAUUGUCAAAUUUAUUCUUGAUAAUGAUGUUGAAUACAUUGAAUGACACUAAUAGUAUCCUAAUACUGACAGCUAUUCAAUUAAUGUUGUCAGAAAGUUGAUCUACACCAUUAGACAGCAUGGCUAUAUAUUAGGUAAUUUUAUAACACCAAACUCACUUAACUCAGCCAUGAAGCAACCUUGUACGUCAUAAAGAUAAUCACAGACAUAAACUUUUGAUGUUUUACACUGUUCUGUACAGGCACUGACAACUGCAAAACUGUGACCAAACUACAACUACUUGUUACCUAAAUCUAACAAAAUUGAUUAAAAUAGGUGUAUAUUUAUAGGCGCUAACUGUUUUUAAAUAUCUUGUCCUAUCUUAUCAGUCUUCCUCUAGUUCAUACAUCACUGGCUUACAACAAGAGGUUCUGAAAUGGUAGGCACUGUUUCAACCAUUUGAUGGUCUUACUUUGCUUUCUUAAAACCUGUUGAGUUUCUGGUGUUUUGUAUUUUAUCUGUUUUUGUGUAUGUUUGUUAUAUAAACAUUCAUUGUGUAAUUUUUGUGCUAGUUUACUGCUAUACAUUUAGAAUACCUAAAAUCCAGUGAUGUCUGGCUAUGAAUAAAUAAAUCUUACUUUUCCAAAUCAAAGUAGAAUAAAGAUUAAAGGAAUGUACUUGAUGCUGUACAUUAGGCUGAAUUAGCAACAGAACGGGAACGUCAUUUGAUGACAGUGCACGUAAAUUAAACAACUGGCUUGACCAAUGGCGAAGCGGCAAAUUGGGCACCAGAAGUCGUGUUAGUCCUUUUUGCGCUCUUUCGCAUUGUGAACUGAAGUUCCCGUCCUGUUGGUAAAUCAGCCUAAUGUACUGACAAUAUUCACGGUUCAAAGCUCAUUAUAAUUUAAGUCUAACCAUGCUUAGUUUGAUACACAGUACUUUCUGCUUUCUCUUUGUCUACACAGGUAUUAUGUUUCCCAUUAUUGACUAUAAUGAGGGUUACAGUACAGGUUAACUUUAUGGGUGCAACUUCUGUUAGAGACUCCCUUGAUCCUUGCUCCAUCUUUUCUCUUACAUUUAGUUUGAUAGAGCUUCUGGAUUAUCCAGUCGUUUACUUGGAUCUAGCAAAGGAAAGUAAUGAGAUGGUUGAUUCUGAAGAUAAAGACAACCAUGAAUCUGACUCAGAUAAAGAAUUAGCUUUAUCGGCGUCACCAUACAGACAGCUGGCACAAGAAAUUAUGGUAAUAAAUCAGGAAAUUUAUAGUAAUAAUUCUCGUAUGAACCACUGUGCAUGAACACAAAUAAGGAGGUGCAAUUAAAUUUUGAUUGCUUUAGCAUGAGGAGACAAACACUUGAGGCAUUAGGUUGGAUAGAUUUUUUUGUUUUUGAGAAAAAUCCGGCUUUUUGGACAUAAACCAUCUUUAAAUUCAAUGAAAUAGUCUUAGAUUUUUUCUUUUAUCACUGCUGACCGAUUUGUUGGAAUCAUCAUUUUGAUGGGGAUGAAUUUGUACCGUUAUACGACGCCAACAAAGUCGUUGCAUGGUGCUUCAUUUAACUAGAUUAUUUUACCCUUUGCCCAGGGUAUAAAAUUGCUGACUUAUCUUUAAUUAAUAAGGUUUAAAACUUUGCUCUUCCAUCAGGUAACCUUUGAUGUAAACACACAACAUGUAGUUGCCAUGUUGUUAGCUCACAGACUUUUAGGGUGCGUUCAUUUUAUCUUUUUCCGUAAUAAGAAUACGCCGGCAUAAGCUUUGAUUGAAAUCUUUUCUAACGCGAUUUUUGGACCACUUAAACGCUACACUUGUCGAUAUAUUUUCUAGAUUUCUAGAUACUGCAAUGCAAUGAACGCCAUAAUAAGUGAUUUCUAGCGUUGAUUCCAUUUAUUCAUAUCCCGGCAUACGGUCCGCAAUCGAACACGGCCUUAAUAAGGAGAGAUAAUCAGUGUGAGGUGUUAGGUAAAAUUGCUUUCUGAUUUUACACCAACAGCAAUUUAUCCAGAUGACUAGUUGCUCAUAUGUGAAUGUUUAUCUCAUGGAAUAUACUUGGAAAAUGUGUCAAAUGCCUGAUAAAAUAAACAAAACAGUUGAAGACAAGCCAGGUGCUGAUGAACAAAUCUCAGUUGAAGAGGACUUGGAAGCCGAGGAGAAAGGUGACAUAGAUGGAACUAAAAAGUGCGAAACAUAUAUGUAUUUGUUAUAAUCAAAACCUGUACUGUCUAGUGGGGUACCACCAGUCCUCCAAGAGACGUCAUGAUAUUUCAGACCUGAAAAAAAAAUGCGUUUUGAGUUUUGAACAAUUUUUUGUCACUUUCUCUAUGGUUGUCAAAAGUCAUCAAGUGCGCGCUCUUAAAAAUUUUGCCUCGAGUGCAAACAUUAUAAAAUAUUGUCUUUUGAUUAGUGGCUUCCCACAUUUAAAAAGCGAAAGAAUAUUUGGUAUAACGAUUAGACAUGGUAACAGACAUUUUUAAAAGGAAAGUUGUUUUAACCGAUCUGAUUUUCGCGGGCCUCUGUCAAUCUGUAUCAGAGCUUAAGUUGACUGUUGCUUGUGCGUACAUGUUCUUACGUUGUUGGUGAAAGAAUCAGGGUCGUCACCUAAAAAAGUAAAUGUUAAAACAUGUUUUAAGACAUAACGCAAAGUUACUCGACUUCUCUAAAAGUUGUUGCACAAAGAAUUCUACUCAUUAGGGCCGUUUAUACAAGAGAAAAUAAGCCGCGGAUUACAUAAGAUGCGAAAGAAACCAUUUAUACGAGUGACAGCUUAGUUCGCUGCCAGACCGGUCCAAUGAUGACGUAGUUUGUUUUGGUGCCCCGUGUAAUUUGCAACAAUUUCGCGAGCGAAACGAUUGGCUUUGGUCUGGAAAAUCGCCUUAUAUUACACUGGCUUUAUCGUUUCAAACAUUUCUGUCAAGAUUAGUGCUGGGCUGUUGCGAAACUUGUGCGGAAACCUCGACAAAAAGUUCGUCAGCGAUCAACCGAGUGGUUUGAAAGAGAUAUUCCGGCGAUGGGUGAGGUGAAGUUUUGACAAAAUUUCCGGCUCUCUCGUGCAGAAGGUCUAUUUCCCGCCAUUGCAGCGGGGGUGAAAAGAGAGCAUGAGAGGAAUCGUUAAAGGAUUCAUCAAAUGGCGGACGACCAUUCUCGUCCCCAGAGCCCGUCGUUUCUUGGUCACGUCGGUUACAAAUUAAGCUGAGUGGCUCUGGGGACGAGAAUGGCGGACGACGACAGUGUUUGAGUGCAUUUAUACGGGGUGUUCGCGUCUUUUGUAAGCCGCGGCGUUUUUUAAACAGCCCUAUGUAUGUUACACUCAUAUAUUUUAGAUUAGAGAUGGACAAAUUGUUGUGCACUAUCAGUCUGAUUACUUUAUAAGUCCGAUAUGCUCAUUCUCUUUAUUAUGUUAACUUUUAUUUUCAAGAAACGAUGACGUUUCCAACCCUUGGCCUCAGCUGUUUUGUUUAUUUGUUGCUUGUGGAAGAAAUGGAGUUAAUGAAUUUUCCCGCUGUUUUUAGGUAAUAAAAUUUGCGUUGAGUUACGUGAAGUUUUUGAUUGGAUGAAAAAACCUCGGGCGACAUUCUUAUUCAAUCAGAAGCCGAAAGCAAACCAAUCGUAAUUUGCUCGUUCGCUUUUUCCCGCGCUUGGCGUUGGCUGCCGGUUACGCCUGUCAGCUUCAAGUUCUGAUUGGUUCUUUGAAUGUGUUUGCCUCUCUUGUUAUUGGUUAUUGGUAGCAUUUGCUUUGUCUUCGUUUUUUUUUACACGCGAAUUUUAUUACUAUCACUGUCGCGUCAAGAAAACUGCUCACCCAAGAAAACCGUUCUCUAAUCAUGUUCUUUAAGUAUUUUGUUCUGCCAUCUCACCCCCCUAAACCCUUUUCUGAUUCUUCAUUAAACUGUUUUAAGAUUUCUGUUAAAUCUUAAGCAACCAUGACGGCAACGACAGCGAGAACACUAGAGAAAAAAAGGGUUAAAAAUUAAUAAAGACAACGCCUUUAAGCGUGCACAUUUUCCUGUCUCUUUCUGUACAACAAUGACGUCAAGGUUUGUAGAGAACGGGAAUGCAUGUUGUUUAAUUGUCCUGGCUGUAGUUUAAGCUGAAGGCCAUAUUUGGUAAUUCAUCUCAUGGAUAAUCGGAAACACAAAGAUCUGGGUACAACGUUUAUCUUGCCAAUGUUAUGCUUACGAUAAGCUUACGACAGAACCUUAAUCCAGCCAUUCGUUUGACUUAGCUUUUUAGCUUUUCAAACGUGGUUGUUUAAUUAGACCCCUAUCGUUUUUACAACUUAUCAUAUUGGAGAUAGCUUGGGUCCAGGCUCCAAGGGGAAAAAUUGUCGAGCGAAGCGAGGAUUCCCCCACUUGCCUUAUUCUAUUUUUUCUCUCGCAGUCUCCUCGCGGUUUUUAGCCCCCUUCCUCCAAACGGAGAGCCUGUUCACAAGCUUUUUUUGAUUCGAGCAUCGCUUGGGAUGUGCUUACUAACAAAAAUGGUGAUUAUAUAACAGUAAAGUUGCAAGUCUGAGAACCUGAGCUCCUUAUUUUAUUUUUUAAUUUGCAGUUUCAACUAUUUGCUGAGAGUUAACAUGAAGAACGUCCUUUUUCUUUUAAGAAGGUGAGUGAAGAAAACUAGUUAAUGGAAAUGUAAUGAUUUUAAUUUAAACUAAUACUUUGUUACCAGAUGAAUUGUCUUUGCAGUAGCGUUGUGACACAAGUUUCAGCAAGCGUUACCUCGUCUAACAUGGUCAGUCCAGUUGACACGUUUGAACUUCCGUUGCGAGACAUUUUCGGAUGUUACUAGAACGGGGAACGGGUAGCGGGGAACCAAUACGGGGAACGGGAAAAUGAAAAAUAGAAACAAAACCUAACUCGAACCCUAACCCUAUCAGUAACUUCAUUUCCAAAUCUCGGUUUUGUUCCCAUUCUAUAUUUUCUUGUUCCCUGUGCUCGUUCCCCGCUCCCCGUUCCCCGUUGUAGUGACAUCCUAUAUUUUCAUAUGAAAAGUAGACUUGCGCGUCUACUCCUGCAAAGCUAGAAUGUAUCUGCUACGUGUAUUGUUUUUUAUUAAAUUUGUUUCAGAUUGUAUAGCCGGCUAUAUCAUCAGUACGUCACGGAAAAUAUGCUUUGCAAAUAUUAUUAUUGCAAUAUUAUUAUUGUCGUUAUUAUUAUUAAUAUCAUCAUCAUGAUCAUUAUUAUUAUUAUAAGCUGCCUAUACCCUAUGCUGAAUAAACCUGUGAAAACAAAACAACUUUUUCUGUCCAGGCCAUUGGUAUGUUCCACGGUGCAUUUCUUGCUGAACUGAUUUUUUGGAACGUCACAGCUCCCAAUCUUCAGCUUAAUAUUAAGGUUUCUACCACAGUCUUCAGUUUAUUAUCUUUGUUUCGUUCACUUUUUUUACUUUCAUUUCUUCGUUGUUUUUCAGAACAGAGCACUGUGCCAUAAACAAGGGCUUGGUGCGUAUUUUGUGAGUGCGUGUGCUUCCAAUUUUAUAACUGAUUUUAGAACAUUUAAGGAGAUAUUCAACUCUUUGACUCAUUCACCAAAUUACAUAACAGCCUCUCUUACUUUUAAAGCUGUGGGCGAAAUCCUAUGGUGUUAUCAAUCAAAUGGAACCUCUUUGGAAAAACUUUUGCGUGGUGCUAUGUGUAGGAUUUUACAAAAAGAAAUUUGGAAAUUUUGUGAACUUUUGAGAAUUUGUUUACAUUUACCCAUAUAAGGAGUAAGAAUUAAGGAUAGAUACUCGCUUUUAUCUAUUCGGUAUUUAAGCUGAACAUUUGUUUACUAGAAGUCUUGGCUUUUCUAAUCCAAGUGUGCUCCUUUUGAUCAAAUCAGCUUGAGGGAGAGGGAUGGUUUCACUUUGGAAUUUAUUUUAUGAGCGGGACUCAGCUAUAAUAGCCAAGUACUGCAAGAAAAUAUCAGUUUAUCAGUUGAAAUGCAAACCGCGUUGAACCAAAUUGAGUGUUAGUAGGCAUCCGAGACACUGUUAUAAUAACUUAUGAACAAGCGUGUAUACUUUCUAGGCAGUUUUCAAAUAUAAUUAAGGGCCUCACUCAUCUUGGAAACAUGCGCAAUUUGUUGACAUCCUCUAUCUUUAAGUGGCGGUCUUGCAACCGUUUUAACAAAUGCGAUCUCUUUGCCCUUAGAAACUAUUGGAUGCAUUAUCAAGAAGGUUGAAGGAAAAAAGUAUGGUGUACAGGCAUGAUGAGUUCAAAGAUAUAACAGAAAUUGUAAAGGUACGCAGGUGUUUGAUAUUUCAUCCUAGGUUUCCGUCAGAUUCCAUUGGGUGAAUAUAAGUACAACCUAAUAUGUAACAGUGCCUUUUUGGGACCCUUAUUGUUUAAUAUCAACUUCAAUGACUUAUUUUAUUUCAUCAAAGAGGCGAAGCUGUCUAACUAUGCUUAUGAUGAUCAGCUGUAUUUUGCUGAUACUGAUCCAGCUAUUGUCGAACAUGUUCUCCACAAGAAACUUGUGGUGGUGUGUGAGUGGUUUCGUAUUAACAAGAUGAUCUUGAACCCUGAAAAAUGCAAGGCGCUGGUUCUCUCGCGAAAGCCCGAUGUCAAACUAUCACUAUUUGCUGAAAGUGUUGCUUUACACUAGUUGAUACAGCUGAUCUGUUUGGGGUAACAUUGAAUGAUUCCCUGAAUUUUGGAAAACACAUUACGAAAAUUAGUAAGAAAGUUGGAAAGCAGCUAGAUGUUCUUUUGUAGACUAAAGAAAAUAUCAUCGUUUCCGACCAAACUCUGCCUUUAUAAUUCGUUCAUAAUGUCUCAUUCUCGGUACAGCAUCACUGUUUGAAGUCUGAUAGCAAAAAAACUGGAUAGGUUGCACGAACGACCACUGUGUUAUCUAUACAGUGAUGAGUCUUCUCAAAGUAGCACUCUUUUUGGUUAUAUUGGUUACAGCCUUAUGGAUCGAAGUAUCUAGAACAUGUGAAUUAUAGUGUUUUAAGCAAUGAACAAUUAUCCACCUGAAUAUUUGAGAGACCUUUUCAGGUUAAGAGACAAUACUCAAAAACCUGAGAGGGGUUAACAAGCUGCAAGUAACGAAACCUAAUACGACUCGUUAUGGAAGAAAGUCAGUAAAAUACUUGGCGGCUAUCACUUGGAACAAGGUUCCUAAUACUUUAAGAUCCCUCGAUACAUUGUUAGCUUUUAAAAAAGCAAUUCGUCAGCUAAGGUUCUAACUUAUUCUCAAUAACAGCUUUAUCUAUCACGUAAUUAGGCUUUUUACUGUAAAUAGUUUUAUUGUAUAAUCAAGGCUUUACUAAAUUGUAAAUACGUUUUUGUUUUCCCUUUUACUUAUCGUUAAUUUUAUUUAUUUGUUUUUUUCCUCGGCUUACUAGCGUAUUUUAUUAUUGCUAGAGGUCUAACCAACCUCAUCAAUCCCGGGAUUAAAUAAAGUUUCAUUCAUUCCUUCAUUCAACCGACAAUCGAGGAUCGUACUGUUUAGCCUGCGAAUACGCCUGUCUCUUAGCGCUCCCCGCCGCUUGAGACCCUUGCUUAAGGGACCCCUAGGUUUUGGUCUCUUGCGAAAAGGCCCCAGGGACGGGAACGAUGAGAGACUGGUGUAUUCGCAGGCUAGUGUUUUGCUUAAACUCUUUUCUCUCAGUCUUAUUUCGCUCCUUAAAUUCCAAAUUGUAUGAAUACUCACUUUUUACUGAAAUCUUUGUAACUUACUCUAAGGGUACUUUUAUCAAGAAAGUAUCCCGGCCCUUUUCAUCGAAAUAGGGAGCUUUAGCAACGACGACGGCGACGGCGACGGCGACGGCAACGAGGACGUCAACAAAGCAAUAGGUUGAUUACGCAAAACAACAACUUUGCACGUGCAUCAUGCUUUUUUGCACAUUUCUUUACCGUCCUUGCACGACUACGACGUGAAAAUGCCCAAUUGCAAGUUUUAUGGAGGACGUAAACAAGCGACGACGAAUCUCUUUUUCUCCCUCUAAACUUGAGUGCGGUCCUCAAGAAAUCAACUCCAGGGAAAUUCGCCUACACUUGCCAUUUUCAGCAAACUGGAGUAAAGGCGACAAAGACUGAAAAAACGGGAAUUCAUUUUAAAGCUGACGUUUUCGCUGCCGUUGCCGUCGUCGAUACUAAAGCUCCCUGGUGUCCCCUUUCGCCACCUACUUCGAUUAGCGCACUAUCUACUUGCGUGUAAGAUCAACUCUGUCACGUAAAUUAAGACAAAAAACGUUGAUUUGAGUCGUCGUCAUCAUUAAUCAACUGAGAACCAUAAAUUUCUGAAAGAGUAUUUUCCCUUUUCACCAGGCCUUGAUAAAUGUCAUGACGAUGUGCUCUUCAAGAAAACUGGUGAGUUAAUGUUCUCUUCCGUUGUUUUUCUUUCUUUUUUAGCUCAAGGUAAGGUAGCUUACCGUGUUUUAUUUAAUUCAUUUUGCCUGUUUUCUUUCACUGCAAGUAUAGAACCUCAAACUGAUAAAAGAAACACCUUUUAUUGUUAGAAUUAUCGCCACGUAACAAAAAUAGAUGAACCCCGAGCAUUUUUAACCACCACCUCAUUGGGAAAAAAAGAGAGAAACUUGAAAAUAGCGGGCCACUAUUUCGCAAGUUUAUCUGAAUACAUUUCGUCUUAAUCUCCCUCUGUUGCGUCUAUCCUCGCUCCGUUUUGACUUAUCUAAAAUUUAAUGUUUCCCUCUUAAGAUUGAAGCAGUUAUUGUAAUUUGUAAGCUAAUCCUGAGAUCUUUUAGUAAUUAAGCUGAGAGGAAAAUUGCCUCAAAGGGCGCUGUUGGAGCCCCUUUGCUACAUUUAUGUGUCCUCCGAGAGAUCGGCUUUGUUCGGCAAUGUCAUCUGCAAUGUACAAUUAAUAUUCAUGUCUCAGGUUUUAGAUGUUGACUUCUUUUCUUGCAGAGAUCAAAAGGAGUUCGUGUUUUUCCAAAUUUUGUGUCAAAACUAGAUACAAAAAGUCAGUAUGGCUUGUUAUAGUAAGUGCUUUAUACUGUUUUAAAAUACUCGUGAAUUUCUGGUAAUGGUGGUGGGAGAUAAAUAUGUAAAAAAGUUCUUUACAGAGGUUUUUGAACGUUCCUGUUAAAAGGGUGGAUUUAUGUACUUUAUACGCGUAUGGCCGUCUCAUUUGCUACGUUGGAAUUUUUUUAACGUGAAACAAUAAAAAAUUCGCGUUCCGCGUUUACAUGAUACCGUUGCGACAUUUCGUACCGGAGUGAAAUUCUCUCUCCAGUACAACAACUGGGGUGAACUCACGCCGGUGUGAUUCGCGCUGGCAUGACAUUUUGUGCUGGUGAAGUUUCGCCGGCGCGAAAGUCGCCCUGGUGUCAUAUAAACACCCCCCUUGCAGGCUGAUAUUUUUGCGCCUUUUUUGUAAUCUAUAGUGAACGACUUACGUCUCUUCAAGGUUUACGAAAAACUCGGCUGAAAAUCGACAAAAUACCCCAACUUCAAAAGGCCAUGUGAAAUCUGACACGAACCACAAUUUGAUGCGAGGCUUUAAUUUUUUACAGUACCUUUCUUCAAGAUUGCAGUCACGCGGGAGUAGCCGGUUUGUUGAUAUAUCUGCUGAAGGAACAAGUGAACCAAGCCCUUUGUGUAAGUAACACGUUAAAACUUUAAGAUUCGGUUUUUUGCCUCUUUGUGUGAAGGGAUUUUUGAAAGGAAUUUUCUGAUUUGUUUUCAGUCUUCAGGAGAGGAGCCCUGGUUCCAAGGAACUCGUUUUAUGUCGAUAUUUCAGCUGGUUCUCAGACUUCCCUCAAAAACUGGGACAGAAAAGGACCUGGUACAAGAAACUGAUAGGUAAUUGAUCCAUCUCUUUCAGAAGGUAGAUACGGUACUAGAUUGUCUGGAGUUUUCUUCGAGGGUCCUCUUUCCAUCCAAGCUAUUGUUUUAUUCGAGAUUUAUAGUGAUUACCUUAACUUCUGUUUGCAGGAUCAUGGGGGCUCUUAACUGCCUGCGGUUUAUUCUUCUAAGAGAUAAGUGCGACAAGGUGAGAAAGAAUUUUUAUUAGUUAUUUUGAGGCUGCUGGCGACACUCGGGCGGUUUUUUGUCGAAGUGCACUAUGGGACUGUUUUUGGAAGGAAUUUUGACCCAGUUUCCCAACGCGACUUAGUAAUAACAACAGCCAUAAAAGAGUCGAUAGCGUCUCCCACAGUCCAAUUCGACCCAACAACGACUCAGUCUCGUGCGCAACCUCUAAAGUACCCUGGGUGCCAGAGGCUUUUCUAGCGCGGUUUCCGGUUUCUGUCAAGUCUUUAUAGUGACCCGCGCUUCGCCGCUCGUGGCUUCGGCCUACAGCCAACACCAAAAAUUCCCGCCACACGCGAGAAAAACCUCUGGUAUCCAGGAUACCUCUAAAGGGCCAAAAUGGGCAAAUUCAAAACCCGUUUUUUCAGACCAAAACGGCGCAAAAACCAUGCUCUUUCGGGCGGCGCAUACCUAAAAGGCUUACAUAAGGGAGUACCCCAGCUGACAACCGUAAAGAUCCAUAAAUGUGAAAUGACCCCUGAAAUAUUUGUAUGAAUGCAUGCUUCACGCUUGAUUGAAAAAACGGGGUUCAAUCAGGUCAAAAACGAAAAAUGUAAAGAAUUAAAUAAGAACACUUUUUGUCCUCGAAUCGUUUCUGUUUGUCCUCUUCCAAAGGGCUUGGUGUAAGAAAUUGUUUGCCAAGACCCGAGAGCUGAAGCUGAAGUUUGUAUUCCACCUUGUUAUUUUUUUAAUUUGAUUUCGAUCACCGGCAAAUCUUUGAUAUGUCAACGCCGAACACCAGUCAUGCCAGUAACAAAAGAGGACUCUAAAGUUUCAUGUCGCUUGUAUGAAAAUGGAAUUCAAUUCACUCAGUUUCCUAACCGUAAUCAUUAAACUUAAGAGUAAUUUGCUGUUUGGUGUUCAAGCAUUAUUGUUUUUGUUUUCUUGCCAUAAUUUUUAUCUGAAAUGACCCACCCCUUCCCCUCAAAAAUUAGAAGUUUGGCAAUAACGCAGGGGAGGGGGACGAGAAACCUGACCCGUCUGCCAUUUUGUCUUUUUGCUGCACAGACGAGGCGGCCUCAAUAUUUUGAUUGGGCGUUGCCUGAAGGGCAGCCCAAUAAUUACUGUGGGCCAUUAUCAUUCCAUUCCCCUACGCAACCCAUAAAAGGUUGAUCACGUGACACCAUGAUACCAUAGCCGCGUCUGUUCACUCUCUUGCUCUUUUCAUGCAGCGUUGUACGUUUUUCUAAGGUUCCCCAAACUAAGGCAAGGUCGUAUUGACAGCCAGCUUGAACUCACAGUCGUUUGACUUCCCGAACGGCAGAUCAACACCCUACAAGUUAGCUUAGGUUGCUGUCAGCGUAGUGUAUGGGUCCCCAUUACUACCAACCAGGACUUUGCGAAACAUAUACUACAGUAUCUACAUAUGAACUAGCUAACCAGUGUCCUUUUUUCUUGUUUUUUAGACAACAGCUUGGAAAAACUUCAAAACUAUUGAGACGAAUUUCGUGGAUCCCUUAAGAGAAACAUUGAAAGUAACCAGAAUACAAUACCAAGCAGAACUGUUAAGCAAACGGGAUGAAAUGACCGGAAAUAAACGUAAGUUCGGCGGCAACAAGUUUACAGCUAUCAACCCACAUGCGUAGCAAGCGUUUCGAAGCGAGUUACUGCGCGACAGUUGGCGCGAGGGCAAAGAAACAAGAAUGGAAGAAGAGGGAGGGUACCCCGUUUUUGCUCUCGUUCCAACUUUCAUGACGAACUCGGGCGGAAACGCCUGCUACGAAUGCUAACUUCAGUCGGUCGCCGAGCUUGAGACGUGUAAAGAGAAAUGAAGAAGAAGUUAAAAAAUUAGUGUUUUGAAAUAUUGAAUAUGAGAUAUCAACAGAACUGCGGGAUGAGAAUUUAAAUAUAUAAAGAGAAUUGUUGCAGUGAUAGACGCCACCUUUGCAGUUGGGAAAGGAACGGCUUGAAAAAUUUUAAAAGGCUCUGGUGGAGCGCCGAAGUACCUGUACACAUAUAGUGUACUAGUUUUUUCGUGUCGAAAGACACUCAGCUCUUCUCGUGCACACCGUUCAGUAGUGAAUCUAACAGGGCCCUCGAUGGCCGCUAUCACUGUUACACUCGAAUUCGGGGUUGAAUAAUUUGUGGACCGACGGUGCGCUCUUUUUAGUCCCUUCUCUCCACCAGUGCACCAUUUUACUGGUAUUUAAAACUACGCGGAAAGGAAAGAAGUCUGAUUCGAAGUCACACCUGAGAAUCGAACUCGGGAACUCUUGUAUCUAGGGCUGCGUACUAACCGGUUAUGUUUGCUUCUCCUUAUUCCUCCAAAUCAACAAGGAGGAUGGGUGGGCGUGCUGGGAAUACAUUAGCGUGAACAACUUCUACUUGACUUCCCCUUUCAUUAUGUGUCACCGACUCUGCUGGUUUAGCGAGACAGAAAAAAGCAAGAUACUGACAAUCUUAGGAAUUGAUAUCUCUUGCCUACUUUAUUCACUUCAUACACUUGUUGAAAUGUAAGCGACCGAGUUCCAAGUGCCCUUUUUUUCUUCAGGGGAGGAAGCAAAAGAGGAUAUCGAAUUUAACAUCAAAAGUCCCGAUGGCAAGUCACUGGAGAUGAUGCCUGUAAGAGACCAGUGUGAGGUGAGAUGGAAAUUCCGAAAUUCAUCUGGAAACAUUGUGGUUAUAUUCCCCAUGAAAGAGUCAAAAAAACGCGAAAGACUGGGUCGUGUUGUUCAAAGGCCGAUUAGCACAAUCGUGCAAUUAAUGCACAACUGACCUAAAAUCUAGGUUUAGUUACUAUGAAAACUCAUGUGUCUUUUUACAGUUAACCCAAGAUUAGAUCUAAUCCGGCUUCGAGCAACUCGACCAUGGAGAUUCUGGGAAAGUGCUCACCUAUCGGCCCCUACGCUAAUGGGGUUCGCCCCAUUCAUAUUUUUCAUGUGUACGGUUCACGGCCCUAAUCAGCUUGGAAUUUAUCAACAACAGUGGUGAUAGUUGGAGACAAAGUAUUAGGGAUAAUUUCGCAAUUGGUGAUUUCCUGUAUAUGUGAUUGCUUGCAGGCACUUCAGUCUGGCCUAUACUCGCUGGAUAUGAUGGAAAGCGUUGUUGCCAGAAUAUCAGAGAUCGCUAACAGUCGAAGCAAAGAAGGGAAAUAAGGCUUGUCGUGAACGGUACAUGAAUAGCGCCGUUGCAGUAGUGUUCGCCAUCAGAACCAUGAAUCGUCAUCAACUGAGGGGAGCCGGUAACUGGUCAAGUCUUUAGGCACCUUAGGCCACUGGUCUGGCUAACGGCACUGAUAGUGCUCCUUUGAACGAAUACUGUGAUACUGCGGAUGGGUUGCGGACUGUUAUCAACUGGUGGAUUAAAUUCCAGUCGACAAAUCGAGGCGCUUCACAGAGAAUCUAGGGAAUGAAGCGGAGGCUUACAAAGAAUCGAGUUUUAUUUCAAAUUUGAUUCUUGCUAGCGUAAACUAACCACAUUCUGAAACCGCAUUAUCUUAAAGAAACUUAACCUUUAUAUACUGAACAGUUUCAACAUCAAUUAUAAACUCGAAGGUUAACACGAACUAGUUAAAGAAGCGCAAGGGAAGAAUUUACUAUAAGAUUGUGAUCACUUUUUCUGCCUCAAUGAGAAACUGAAAGCAGUUGCUUAGAAUUUAUAUUUAUUCGAAUAAGCUUUGUCUUUAUAACAGCUGUCCUUCAAGAACUAACGGCACUCAUAGGAACCAUAUUACAUUGUUUCGGAGGC